Molecule: messenger RNA, 855 nt
Organism: Closterium sp. Yama58-4
Lineage: Eukaryota; Viridiplantae; Streptophyta; Zygnematophyceae; Desmidiales; Closteriaceae
Source: the annotation of a GenBank genome assembly
AUGAGCGCGCCGGCACCCAACCCCCAAGCGAUGCUCGGGCGCGCGGCGCUGAGCGGGUUCACGCGGCUGUCGAAGGGGCUGGCGGCGGUGUUGCUGAUGGGCUACGUGGUGUCGCUGCUGCCCUCCACGCACACCGCCUUCGCUCUGCUGCCCGGCAGGACCAUCCCGUUCGCGUGGAAUAUCGUCACGGCGGGCCUCUUUGAGCGCCACCUCUUCACCCUGGUGCCGGACGUGGUGGCUUUGCUGUUCCUGGGGCGGGUGCUGGAGCCGGUGUGGGGGUCACGUGAGUUCCUGCGGUUCGUGGUGAUCGUGAGCACGCUCACCACGGUGUGCACCUUCAUCGCCAUGGUCACCGCCUACUACUUCACCUUCCAGGGAUACUUCCUGUACGAGCCGAUAUCGGGGUUCCACGGGGUGGUGGCGGGGCUGCUGGUGGGCGUGAAGCAGCUCAUGCCCGAGCAGGACAUCACUGUUGCCUAUGUCCUCAAGUUCCGCGCCAAGUGGUUGCCGUCCCUCUUCGUGCUGCUGACGGUGGUGCUGUGCUUCUGCAUCGGCCACUACCGCCAGCUGCUGCCCUUUGUGCUCUUCGGCACGUACACCAGCUGGGCCUACCUGCGCUUCUUCCAGCCCAAGGGCGACAGCGGGCUCAAGGGCGACCCAAGCGACGACUUUGCCUUCGAGACAUUCUUCCCAGAGGCCCUCAGACCCGUGGUGGGCACGGUGGCAACCAUUCUGGGGCGGCUGCUGUGUGGGAGGCGGGUGGAGCGGGCGGCGGUGGUGGAUGAGGACCAGCUGCUCGCGGCCGGCAAGCCGCUGCCCGGCUCCGACCCCGCUGAGGCCUCUCGACGCAGGUGA